GCGAUAGAAACUGGUGACAGAAGAGGAGAAGGAACAACAAACAGGAACCUUGGAAAUCUGUUUCAUUCUCUUGGCGAAUAUCAAAGGGCUAAAGAGUAUCAAGAUAAAGCACUUGCCAUUGCGAUAGAAAUUGGCGACAGAAAAGAAGAAGGAACAAGAUACGGGAACCUCGGAAAUGUGUUUGAUUCCCUUGGCGAAUUUCAGAGGGCUAAAGAAUAUCAAGAGAAAGCACUUGCUAUCGCGAUAGAAAUUGGCAACAGACAAGGAGAAGGAACAACAUACGGGAACCUCGGAAAUGUGUUUGAUUCCCUUGGCGAAUAUCAGAGGGCUAAAGAAUAUCAAGAGAAGGCACUUGCUAUCACGAGAGAAACUGGCGAUAGACAAGGAGAAGGAACAACGUACGGGAACCUCGGAAAUGUGAUGCAUUCCCUUGGCGAAUAUCAGAAGGCUAAAGAAUAUCACGAGAGAGCACUUGCCAUCGCGAUAGAAAUUGGCGACAGAAAAGGAGAAGGAACAACAUGUGGAAACCUCGGAAUUGUGUUUCAUUCCCUUGGCGAAUAUCAGAGGGCUAAAGAAUAUCAAGAGAAAGCACUUGCCAUCGCGAUAGAAAUUGGCGACAGACAAAGAGAAGGAACAAUAUACGGGAACCUCGGAAACGUGUUUGAAUCUCUUAGCGAAUAUCAGAAGGCUAAAGAAUAUCAAGAGAAAGCACUUGCCAUCGCAAUAGAAAUUGGCGACAGAAAAGGAGAAGGAACAACAUGUGGACACCUCGGAAUUGUAUUUCAUUUCCUUGGCGAAUAUCAGAAGGCCAGAGAAUAUCAAGAGCAAGCACUUGCAAUCGAAAUAGAAAUUGGCGACAGAAAAGGAGAAGAAAUAACAUGCGGGAACCUCGGAGCUGUGUUUGAAUCCCUUGGCGAAUAUCAAAAGGCUAGAGAAUAUCACGAGAGAGCACUUGCCAUCGCGAAAGAAACUGGCGACAAAAAAGGAGAAGGAACAACAUGUGGACACCUCGGAAUUGUGUUUCAUUCCCUGGGCGAAUAUCAGAAGGCCAAAGAAUAUCAAGAGAGAGCAUUUGCCAUCGCGAUAGAAACUGGCGACAGACAAGGAGAGGGAACAACAUACGGGAACCUUGGAACUGUGAUUCAUUCCCUUGGCGAAUAUCAGAAGGCUAAAGAAUAUCAAGAGAAAGCACUUGCCAUCGCGAUAGAAAUUGGCGACAGAAAAGGAGAAGGAACAACAUAUGGACACCUCGGAAAUGUGUUUCAUUCCCUUGGCGAAUAUCAGAAGGCUAGAGAAUAUCAAGAGAAAGCACUCGCCAUAACGACAGAAAUUGGCGACAGAAAAGGAGAAGGAACAACGUACGGGAACCUCGGAACUGUGUUUGAAUCCAUUGGCGAAUAUCAGAGGGCUAAAGAGUAUCAAGAGAAAGCACUUGCCAUCGCGAUAGAAGUUGGUGACAGAAAAGGAGAAGGAACAACAUGUGGACACCUCGGAAUUGUGUUUCAUUCCCUUGGCGAAUAUCAGAAGGCUAGAGAAUAUCAAGAGAAAGCACUUGCCAUCGUGAUAGAAAUUGGUGACAGAAAAGGGGAAGAAACAACAUGCGGACACCUCGGAACUGUGUUUCGUUCCCUUGGCGAAUGUCAGAGGGCUAAAGAGUAUCAAGAGAGAGCACUUGCCAUCGCGAUAGAAAUUGGCGACAGACAAGGAGAAGGAACAACAUACGGGCACCUCGGGAUUGUGUUGCAUUCCCUGGGUGAACAUCAGAGGGCUAAAGAAUAUCACGAGAAAGCACUUGCCAUCGAGAUAGAAAUUGGCGACAGAGCAGGAGAAGGAACAACAUGUGGACACCUCGGAUUUGUGUCUCACUCCCUUGGCGAAUAUCAGAAGGCUAGAGAAUAUCAAGAGAAAGCACUUGCCAUCGCGAUAGAAAUUGGCGAUAGAAAAGGAGAAGAAACAACAUGCGGACACCUCGGAACUGUGUUUCGUUCCCUCGGCGAAUAUCAGAGGGCAAAAGAACAUCACGAAAAAGCACUUGCCAUCGCGAUAGAAAUUGGCGACAGAAAAGGAGAAGGAACAACAUGUGGACACCUCGGAAUUGUGUUUCAUUCCCUUGGCGAAUAUCAGAAGGCUAAAGAAUAUCAAGAGAAAGCACUUGCCAUAGCGAUGGAAAUUGGUGACAGAAACAUGGAAGGAACAAUUUACGGGAACCUCGGAGCUGCGUUUGAUUGCCUUAGCGAAUAUCAGAAGGCUCAAGAAUAUCACGAAAAAGCACUUGCCAUUAUGAUAGAAAUUGGCGACAGUGAAAAAGAAGGAACAGCAUACGUUAACCUCGGAGCUGUGUUUGAGUCCCUUGGCGAAUAUCAGAAGGCUAAAGUAUAUGAAGAGAAAGGGCUUGCCAUCGCAAUAAAAUUUGGCGACAGGAGAGGAGAAGGUUUCGCACACUUAAAUAUUGGAAAAAUUUACCUUAAGCUUCAUAAAAAUCGGGCAGCUAAAGAACAUUUGGACAAAGCAGUCAGCGUCAGUAUUACACUUGGUGACAGAAAACUAGAGGUCUUGGCUACUGUAAGUUUGGCAGCUGUCUUUGCUUCUGUCAAUGACAGUCAGAAGGCAAAAGAGCAUUUCGAGAAGGCGCUUACAAUCAGCAGAGAAUGUAGCGAUAGAUAUUUGGAAGCACAUGUUUAUCUAAACCUUGGACGUCUAUUCCAAUCGUUUGGGGAAUGUGGCAAGGCAGCAGAUUAUUUAGAGAAAGCUUGUUCCAUAAGCAGCCAUAUUGGACACAAAAUGGCUGAGUUUCACAGCCUUCUCAGUAUUACAAUAUUAAAGACAUCACAGUCAGAGACUGUUGAGGCAAUGGAAUAUCUUCUUCAUUGUAUUGGAAAAUAUGAACAAAUCAGAACUCUACUGAAAGGAAACAGUGAAUUUCAAAUGUCUCUGUUGGAGGAACACGGUACUUUUCCCUAUCAGUUAUUUACUGAUUUGCUUUGCGAUACUGGAAAAUUUCGAGAUGCUCUCUAUGUUGAGGAGCUGGGACGAGCAAGAGUCCUCACAGAAUUUAUGGCAGACAAGUACUCCGCUGAAAGCCACAUUUCAGCCGAUCCACGAUCAUGGUUCGGCAUCGAAAACGUCGUGAAAAGAGAAAGUAACUGUGCUUUUUUGUACAUUUCAUAUAGAGAUCGGCAAGUUCUUCUCUGGGUAUGGAAAACAAAUGGGGACAUUUGCUUUCGAAAAACAGACGAGGUGAAAGUAGAGACUCUUAUCGCUGAGCAAGUUUGCGAAGUGGAAGGAAUUUUCAAAAAGAGCGCCGCCUGCUUUGGUGUUUUACCCACAGCGAACUGCGAAGACCGAUCGCUGGAUGACAACGUUCAUGAAGAGAGCCAAGUAAAUUUGCGAGGUGACAAAAUCAAAGAUACCGGAAGAAGUCAUCAUUUGUGCUACGAAUGGAUCUUCGCACCUGUGGCAGAUUUACUUACAGAGCCCGAAAUCAUUAUUGUACCGGAUCGUUUUUCGUACCGAGUCCCAUUUGCUGCCUUGCGUGAUGGACCAGCUGGAAAGUAUUUAUCGGAGAAGUACAGAAUACGCAUCGUCCCUUCACUGACGACUCUCCGGCUCAUUCAAGAAUGUCCAGCAGACUAUCACAGUCAAACUGAUGCAUUGGUUGCCGGUGAUCCUACGGUUGGCAAAGUGCAUUAUAAUGGACGUCUCACUGACAUUAAACCAUUGUUCUGUGCAAAUAAGGAAGCAGAGAUGGUUGGUCAACUGCUGGGCGUUCAGCCUUUGUUAGGAAGUCGCGCAACAAAGCACGCGGUUCUUCAAGCAAUACCUUCAGUGAGUCUGAUACAUCUUGCUGCCCAUGGAAAUGCCGAAAGAGGAGAGAUUGCCCUCUCUCCUCAGUAUACUUGUAACAGUACUCCACAAGAGGAAGACUACCUCCUGACAAUGUCCGACAUCGAAGGAGUUCAAGUGCGAGCUAAACUAGUAGUACUUAGUUGUUGUCACAGUGGGCGUGGAUUGGUAAAAAAGGAAGGAGUUAUUGGAAUCGCUCGAGCAUUUCUAGCAUCCGGUGCACGUUCAGUGUUGGUAGCAUCGUGGGCUGUAGAAGAUGAAGCAACGUCAAAGCUCAUGAAACAUUUCUACGCACACCUUGUUCGUGGAGAAAGUGCGAGU
This is a messenger RNA of Pocillopora meandrina, 4164 nucleotides long. The record is from the annotation of a GenBank genome assembly. NCBI's taxonomy places the organism in Eukaryota, Metazoa, Cnidaria, Anthozoa, Scleractinia, Pocilloporidae.